GGGGCGGGGCGUCUGCGUCGUAGUCGGCGGCGGCGGCCGGGGAGGGUCAGUUGGAGGCAGGCGCUCGCCGAGGCAGGAGGAGGGCUCUGGCCCGCGGCCUGACAGGACUUCGCCCGCGCGCGACCCGCACCCACCCGCUCGUCACCCACCCACCCCUGCGCCGCCUCCUGCCACCCUGAGCAGAGCCGCCGAGGAUGAUAAACACCCAGGACAGUAGCAUUUUGCCUUUGAGUAACCGUCCCCAGCUCCAGUGCUGCAGGCACACCGUUCCAGGGCCUCUGUGGUGCUCCUGAUGCCCCCCACCCACUGUCGAAGAUCCCCGGUGGGCGAGGGGGCGGCAGGGAUCCUUCUCUCUCAGCUCUAAUACACAAGGACGAGAAGCUCACUGUGACCCAGGACCUCCCUGGGAACGAGGGGAGGCCCCACGUCGUCCACUUCCAGUAUGAGGUUACCGAGGUGAAGGUCUCUUCCUGGGACGCCGUCCUGUCCAGCCAGAGCCUGUUCGUAGAGAUCCCGGAUGGAUUAUUAGCUGAUGGGAGCAAAGAAGGAUUGUUAGCACUGCUGGAGUUCGCUGAGGAGAAGAUGAAAGUGAACUAUGUCUUCAUCUGCUUCAGGAAGGGCCGGGAAGACAGAGCCCCGCUCCUGAAGACCUUCAGCUUCCUGGGCUUUGAGAUCGUGCGUCCAGGCCACCCCUGCGUCCCCUCGCGGCCAGAUGUGAUGUUCAUGGUUUACCCCCUGGACCAGAGCUUGUCAGACGAGGACUAGCGGCCAGACGAUGCUCUGUCCCAGAGCCACAGUGGGGGGCACGGGGAGUUGGGCAGCCCACAGCCGGAGGAGGAGAGGGCUCGGCCUUCGCCGCUGGAAAGGUGGCGGGGCACAGGGCAAGGGCUGCCUGUUGUGUUCUCGGAGCUGACUCGACUUUGUUUUCCAUAAAGAGCAGUAUAAACAUAUUAUUCACAUGUAAUCACCAUAGUAAACGAAGAUGUUUAU
Erinaceus europaeus (western European hedgehog) is the source of this 990-nucleotide messenger RNA. RefSeq names its product ornithine decarboxylase antizyme 2 (gene OAZ2). NCBI's taxonomy places the organism in Eukaryota, Metazoa, Chordata, Mammalia, Eulipotyphla, Erinaceidae. The transcript is spliced from 5 exons. Gene Ontology annotation, cellular component: cytoplasm; nucleus. Gene Ontology annotation, molecular function: ornithine decarboxylase inhibitor activity. The record is from RefSeq and is marked reviewed. Gene Ontology annotation, biological process: positive regulation of protein catabolic process.